UUUGGGGAACAUAAGACAUUGGCAUCGUCAUCGACAUUUUAAAGAGAUUUGGAAAUAUUUAUCUGAAGGAAUAAGACUGUUAACUAUGGCUCUCAGAGGUGCCUUCUCCCGUCUGCUUUCUACCACCCAGAAAUGUGCUUCCAUCACCGCGUCCAGAGCACAGGGCACAACCGCAGCAGUUCAGAAAGAUGAUCUAGAAGCCAGCCAGAAGCCAGCGAAAGCACCAAAAGUGGUGUUCAACUGGCGCGACGCCCUGGAACUGGACAGCCUGCUGACAGAGGAGGAGAUCAUGAUCCGUGACUCCUUCCGUACCUACUGCCAGGAGAAGCUCAUGACCCGCAUUCUGAUGGCCAACAGACACGAGCACUUUCACCGGGAGAUUGUCAACGAGAUGGGAGAGCUGGGAGUUCUCGGCCCGACAAUCCAAGGCUAUGGGUGUGCGGGUACCAGCUAUGUAGCAUACGGGCUGAUCGCCAGGGAGGUGGAGAGGGUGGACAGCGGCUACCGGUCGGUGAUGAGCGUCCAGUCCUCCCUGGUCAUGCACCCCAUCAACGCCUACGGGACAGAAGCCCAGAGAGAGAAGUACCUGCCCAGGCUUGCUAGAGGAGAGAUCCUAGGCUGUUUCGGCCUUACGGAGCCUAACCAUGGCAGCGACCCUUCGGGCAUGGAGACCAAGGCCAAGUACAACCCCUCCAGUGACACCUUCUCCAUCAGUGGAGCUAAGACAUGGAUCACCAACUCCCCUGAGGCGGACAUCGCCGUGGUCUGGGCCAAGUGCGAGGACGGCCGUGUGCGUGGGUUCAUCCUGGAGCGCGGCAUGAAGGGGCUGGCCAUGCCCAAGAUCGAGGGCAAGUUCUCCCUGAGGGCGUCGGCCACCGGUAUGAUCCUGAUGGACGAGGUGGAGGUUCCCCAGGAGAACUUGCUGCCCAACGUUUCCGGACUGGCCGGUCCAUUUGGCUGUCUGAACAACGCUCGCUAUGGGAUCGCCUGGGGAGCCCUUGGUGCUGCAGAGUUCUGCUUCCACGCUGCCCGUCAGUACACACUGGACAGAAUCCAGUUUGGCGUGCCGCUGGCCAGGAACCAGCUCAUGCAGAAGAAGAUGGCCGACAUGUUGACGGAGAUCACCCUCGGCCUGCAUUCUUGUCUGGCCCUGGGCAGACUCAUUGAUGAGAAGAAAGCGGCCCCAGAGAUGAUCUCCAUGCUGAAGAGGAACAGCUGUGGCAAGGCCCUCGACAUCGCCCGCCAGGCCAGAGACAUGCUGGGGGGCAACGGGAUAGCUGACGAGUAUCACAUCAUCCGCCACGUCAUGAACCUGGAGGCCGUCAACACGUAUGAGGGAACUCACGACAUCCACGCCUUGAUUCUGGGUAGAGCAAUCACUGGACUACAGUCUUUCACAGUGGAAAAGUAAAAUAAUAUAUGCAUAACAACAGAUUAGAAGUGGACUGGAUAGCCAUUGGCACCACCUAACUAAUCUGCCUCUUGAGAAGUUAUCUUCCAUAGUGUGCUGUUUCUGAAGGAACUCCUAAGUAUUGUGUCCUCCUAGUAAGACUGUUAUAGGACCCCCCGCCCCCUCCUCCCCCCAAACAAAACUCUGGGUCCAAAUGUGAGACAGGGUUUCUCUGCUCAUGUAGCUCUGUGAUAUGGAACCCUGAGGUGUACUGUUGGUUGAUGCUAGGAGCUUCCUUUCAGGUAUGUGUGUAUGUAGGAUGUGCAACAUUGGGAUUAGGUAUUCAAGUAUUUCAUGUCGUUUGGAUUCGCUGUGCUGGACUUGAAUGAAUGGGCGGAUGUAUGGUGAGUUCAGAAUUCAAUCCCAUUACAGAAUAAACAUUAAAAUGAGGAAUGAGUGUUUAAUGUUUUUACGAUGUGUUUGGUCUCAUAUGUAAUUGCUGCUUGAGUCGUAAAAAUAUAUAAUUAUUUUGAUAUUAUUCGCAAAAUAUAUAACUUUUUAAUGUUAAUUAGAUUAUGGUAAUUAUGGCAUUUUACAAAUACUGUCUUUACACCUCAAACACUAAGUGAUUUGAUAUCUAUAGAUUUACAUUCAUGUCAUGUGACUCUUACACUGUAAACAAAUCUGUACAUAAAUAAACCUUAUUUUCAAA
Molecule: messenger RNA, 2102 nt
Organism: Hypomesus transpacificus
Lineage: Eukaryota; Metazoa; Chordata; Actinopteri; Osmeriformes; Osmeridae
Product: glutaryl-CoA dehydrogenase, mitochondrial-like
Exons: 12
Coding region: 86-1411 (441 amino acids)
Biological process (GO): fatty-acyl-CoA biosynthetic process; fatty acid beta-oxidation using acyl-CoA dehydrogenase
Cellular component (GO): mitochondrial inner membrane
Molecular function (GO): glutaryl-CoA dehydrogenase activity; fatty-acyl-CoA binding; flavin adenine dinucleotide binding
Source: RefSeq, a predicted model, not a curated record